CAUCAGCAAGAUAGAGCCUCAUGCUUUCAAAUCACGUAUGUUGAAAGAAAUUACGAAAACCACAUUUUGAAAGGAGUACUGGUAGUGUCUUCGGGGUUAAUCUUUGACAAGAGCGUAGUUGUGGAUGGUACACGUCAAGCAUAGUGCAUGAAAACAUUGUGUUUGCAUGGGUAAAAUGGCACCGAAAAACAGCAAGGAAGCGCAGCCACAAGACAAACCAGUGAAAAUCAAUAAAUGGGAUGGUUCUGCUGUCAAAAACUGCUUGGAUGAUGGAGUGAAAGAGGUGUUGACAACAAAGUACAAUUAUGCAGAAAACUUUGCUUUGAUGGACGGUCGAUUAAUAAUGUGUGGAAUUGCAGUUGGUGUUGCAAUGUUCGCGUUGUUGUGGGAUUAUAUUUACCCAUUUCCACAAUCAAGGCCUGUGCUGAUAUUCUGCGUGACAACUUACUUUGUUAUGAUGGGGAUUCUUACAUUAUAUACAACAUACAAAGAGAAAGGUAUCUUUGUAGUUGCCAUCCAGAAAACAAAUUCUGGGCAAGAAAAUGUGUGGGAAGCAAGUUCAUACUUGAAGAAGUAUGAUGAUAAGUACAACUUAGUGCUAACAUACAAAGAUGGCAAAACAGGUUCUGUAAGAGAAGCAACAAUGGUGAGAUCUGUGGCAAACUUUAUAGAUGAAAAUGGUUGCCUUGUGUAUGAACUUCUUGAAACAGAAGUUUCCAAACUGCAUAACAGUCUCCUUACAGAGCGCAAGGAGAAGUAGCAGUAUUUGACAGGAGGGCCUGUUUUGACAGUCUACAAAUUGGCAGGCUUCAAUUGCUCUGUGUGUCAGUGGGAACAAAGACUCCUCUUUGUACAUACAGCUGGACUGAUAUUUAUUUAUCGUAUGCCACACUCUCUGAACAGGAUAUCGAUCCAGUGACUUUUUACAUGCAAAUGCAGGCACAUUGCACCAUGUGCGAGUUUCAAGGAAUGGUACUGAAUGGGAAAAAUUGUUGAUUUGGUGAAAAUGAUACUUUGUCUUUCUUGUUUCCAAUAAAGAAAGUUUAGAUCAA
This is a messenger RNA of Schistocerca piceifrons (Central American locust), 1052 nucleotides long. It is a transcript of the gene Spase25, whose product is annotated as signal peptidase complex subunit 2. The coding region runs from base 167 to 760 and encodes 197 amino acids. Gene Ontology annotation, biological process: protein targeting to ER. The record is from RefSeq and is a predicted model, not a curated record. Gene Ontology annotation, cellular component: membrane; signal peptidase complex. NCBI's taxonomy places the organism in Eukaryota, Metazoa, Arthropoda, Insecta, Orthoptera, Acrididae. The transcript is spliced from 5 exons.